Messenger RNA from Neodiprion virginianus, 1077 nucleotides. RefSeq names its product zinc finger protein 626-like. The transcript has a single exon. Lineage: Eukaryota; Metazoa; Arthropoda; Insecta; Hymenoptera; Diprionidae. The coding region runs from base 1 to 1077 and encodes 358 amino acids. The record is from RefSeq and is a predicted model, not a curated record.
AUGAGAAGAACCUUUAAGCGAAGAAGACUCGCCUCGAUUAAAGAUUCCAAUGAGAUUGAAGGUCCAACAUUGAGAUCCUGCAAUGUUUCCACAGAAGAGGAUGCUGCGGGACUUCUGUCUCGAGUGAAAGAUGAAACAAAUGUGACUAAUUCAAAGUUGUCUAUCAAGAAUAGUAACAAAUCAUAUUCUGAAGAUAUAAAGCCAAGAGGCGUGUUUUACAAAAAAUUAACAGACGGUAAUUAUACUUGUGAUAUAUGCCACUCGACGUUUGAACAAAAAAGCAAAAUCAUGCGACACAUAACAAGUAAACAUAGCUUUCACAGGCCGUUUAAAUGCUCAAUUUGUUCGAAGGCUUUCAAGUACAAGUGUGACUUGAAGGCGCAUAAGUUGAUCCAUGAAACAAUUGACUCUAGCAUGUUACACAGGUGCGAUAAGUGCGAUUAUGGUACAAAGACAAAAAAUAACCUGAAGUCGCACUACAUCAGAAAACACACCGAUGAUUACAAAUUCUCAUGUGAACACUGUGGGAAAAGAUUCAAAAUGGAGUGGGAUCUGAAGUUUCACGUCGGUACACAUGGCAGCUCGCAGCAUAUGUGUGACAUAUGUGGACGAUUUUAUACAAGUAGCUACUCUCUGUACAAGCACAGGAAAGUUGCUCAUCUUAAUGACUAUAAGUAUCAAUGCAGCGUUUGUAACAAGAGACUUUUGACUCAGGAGAAUCUCGACAAUCACAUGCUGCAGCACAGUCAGACGUACACUUGCAAGGAAUGCGCAAAAGUAUUUGCCUCGAAACGGUACCUUUCUACUCAUAUGACGACUCACACUGGCGUUAAGCCUUAUCCCUGCCACGUGUGCGAGAAAAACUUUCGUACCUCGCACAUGAGGAAUACGCAUUUACUUACGCACUCAGCUGAACGCCCCCACAUAUGUGAUCUUUGUGGUCAGGCAUUCAAGAGAAGAUAUUACAUGAUUGAACACCGUCGGAAGCAUCCCGACGCUCACCUUUCGUCUCCACCUGUACCACUGGGUAGUAUAAGAGGAAAUCUCGGAAAUAUUGCACCCGAAUCCUCGGCUUAG